AUGUGCCUCAUCGCGGGGGCAGGGUUUGGGGCCCACACUGCCCCUGCGGGAAGGUCCAGGCAGCCCUGGGUGCCCCAUCCCCAGGUACCUGGCGCCGGCUUUGCAGGGCCUCACCCUGGGGAGUGUGGAGGAACUGGUGGGUGCAUUCACCUAAUCCACCUCCCUGUACCCGGGGCAGGCUGUCUACACCCAGGACCCCGUUCCAAACCGGGCAACCUGCUGGGGCUCUUCCAGGGCUUCCCCAUGAGAGGGACCGACAGGCCCACUCCAGAGGGCCUGGACCCUCGUUCCCGGGGGCACCCUUCCCUCUCUCCCUUCACAUCCCAGGGGCGUGGGGGCUCCCGGCCUGAACAUGAGUCAUCUGUUCACGGGACUGAGGUCCCCAAGCGCAGGGCUCCCGGGACAGGCGGGAUGAGGAAGGGGAGAAAGUGCACCUCACUAGCGGAGCCAGCAAGAAAUACCAGCCUGAGCGUUCCGGGGUGCACACGCCCUCCCAAGGACGCUGACCAGCCAGCCACGGGCCCGCGGCUCCCCGGGCCUUGUCACAGCCCCUGGAUUGGACGGGCUAGGCGCCUUGAACGGAAGCUCAAGCGGGUCCCCGGCAACCAGUCUUCAGCCAUCCCGGGGGGCCAAGUCCACCACCACUUGGCCCAGGAGGAGCCCCUGGGGCCCCCGGGGGCUGAGCUGCAAGAACCACGUCGGCAGGAAAAGAGCAGGCGCCCCCUGUGCCCCCGGAGCCGGCUGUGUGUACAGCCCAUGCAGGAGCUCCCUGAGACCCCAGUGCGGGAGCUACAGCCGGGGUCACCUGUUUCUGCCCCUGGAGAGCCGGAGGAAGUCCCAGCAGUGGCCUCCAGCCCAGGGCCCGUGGCACCUACGGGGAUGGCCCGGGGUCUGGGAGAGCCAGAGGCAUGCCUGGAGCCCACGAGCCCCUGUGCUGAGAGUAGCAGCAACAUUGCAGGAGUGGUCUCAGCCCCAGUGCCAGACCCUGAGCUGGAGCCCUGUGAACCAUCGGGCCUGGGGGCCGUGGCAUCUGCCGGGAUGGCACCUGGCCUAGAAGAGCGAGAGGCAUGCCUGGAGCCCACCAACACCUGUGCUGAGAGUACCAGCAACAUCGCAGGAGUGGUCUCAGCCCCAGUGCCAGACCCUGAGCUGGAGCCCUGUGAGCCAUCGGGCCUGGGGACCAUGGCACCUGCCGGGAUGGCACCAGGCCUGGAAGAGCCAGAGGCGGGGCUGGAGACCACCAGCCCCUGUGCUGAGAGUACCAGCGACAUCUCAGGAGUGGUCUCAGCCCCCAUACCAGACCCUGAGCUGGAGCCCUAUGAGCCUUCGGGCCUGGGGCCCGUGCCACCUGCCGGGAUGGCCUGGAGCCGGGGAGAGCCAGAGGCGUGCCUGGAGCCCACGAGCCGCUGUGCUGAGAGUGCCAGCGACAUCGCAGGACUGGUCUCAGCCCCAGUGCCAGACCCUGAACUGGAGUCCCGUGAGCCUUCGGGCCUGGGGCCCGUGGCAUCUGCCGGGAUGGCCCGGGGCCUGGACGAGCCAGAAGUGGGCCUGGAGUCCACCAGCCCCUGUGCUGCGAGCACCUGGGGUGUGCCGAGGGACGAGGUACCGAGCAUCCUGGAGUUUCCCCCCCGCCUGGUGGCUGAGCAGCUGACACUCUUGUGUGCGAAGUUCACCCGCCUCAAAUGA
This is a messenger RNA of Manis javanica (Malayan pangolin), 1686 nucleotides long. NCBI's taxonomy places the organism in Eukaryota, Metazoa, Chordata, Mammalia, Pholidota, Manidae. The record is from RefSeq and is a predicted model, not a curated record.